GAAGAUGGCUGCGUUUCGCUGUCGGCGAGACCCGUGCGGCUUUAUUUGUCUUAUUUUAACUUAUUUCAGCGUCUUUUACGCGGACUAUGUUGUAAUUCAGUAUGUCUUGAUUCCCGCGUAUUCUGGAAGUGUAUGGUGCACUCUCCAUGGAUCUGUGUUUAAUAUUAUUCUAUUACUGCUACUUGCGUGCCAUUCGAAGGCAGUGUUCUCAGACCCUGGUAUGGUUCCUCUACCUGAAACAGCCAUUGAUUUCUCUGACCUGAGAUCACAGUCCAACCGUCUAAAUGACAGAGGCUGUGAGGGCUGGACGGUGUGCAGUCGCUGUGAGACGUAUCGUCCUCCUCGAGCUCAUCAUUGUAGAGUGUGUCAGCGCUGCAUCAGGAGAAUGGACCAUCACUGCCCAUGGAUUAAUAACUGUGUUGGAGAGCUUAAUCAGAAAUACUUCAUUCAGUUUCUCUUCUACACGGGCAUGGCCAGCUUGUACUCCAUGGCACUGGUGGUUUCGGCCUGGGUAUGGAGGAUAAGGAGUGAAAGAGAAGGAGAUGAAGACAAAGAAGGAGAAGAAGCUCCCAGCAAACAUCUUAUUGUGGCACAUUAUAUUAUUUUACUGGUGGAGUCGAUACUUUUUGGAGUUUUUGUCUUGGUGAUAUUUUAUGACCAGCUGGUGUCCAUAAUAACAGAUGAGACGCCCAUUGAGCAGAUGAGGAACAGACUAAUGAAAGACAAAGCCAACAACAGCCAGCCAUCACACGUUACACACACAAGAAAGCCAAAAAUUGCACUGCUGAGAGAGGUUUUCGGACGGGGUUCUAUACUGUGCUGGUUAUUCCCGCUUCAUUCCACUCCUCCUUCUGUUGGCGGCAUCAGUUAUUCAGCACUUCCUGAUUACGAUGUGUAACACUAACUGGUUUUUCAUCAGUUCUUUUGACCGCUCAAUCAGUAUGGCAGUAUCGUGUGUGUGUGUGUGUGUGUGUGUGUGUGUGUGUGUGUUGGGAACUGUGAAUAUUACUUUACUGAGAUGCAGAUUUCAGCUCUCAUGAAUGGUGUGUGAGUGCUUUUGUAUACUUCUGCAUACUGCUUCUCCAUCACACACAGAGAUUAUUACAAGGUACUGGAUCUUUUUCUCCUUAGUCUGUUUCUUUAAAUGAUUUUAUGAUUUUUUUUUCAGGAGUCUUGUUUAAAGUUGUUAAAUCAGUAUGUUAACCAGCAACCAGUAUACAUUGUGUUACUUAACCACUGAUUUGCAUUAAGGGACAAGGUCAGCUGAGUUGACUUUAACAGGUAAAUGCAAUAGGACUCGUUGUCAUUCAUUUCGAUUUCAUGGUGUGUGUGUUUUUGAGUACAUGGACUGUACUCCAUUUUACAUGAGGACUGUAUAUAAAGAUGUAUUUUAUAACUUUAAUUUCUGACAAAAGUGUUUUCAGGGUACUGGACUAUUUUUGUUUUAUUUAUUUAUUUGUUUUGUUCGAAACGUUCAUGCUUUUGCUGUUUUGCGGACAGCUUGAGGGAUGUGUGUACAUAACAGAUGAACAUGUAUAUUGAUAAUGUUUACAUUGAUAUUUAUUUGUGAAUUUGUGUCUGUCUAAAUGCUGCUCUGACUCACGUGAAGUAAAAGACAUGUUUUUACAUAA
Danio aesculapii is the source of this 1631-nucleotide messenger RNA. Its product is annotated as zf-DHHC domain-containing protein. The transcript is spliced from 9 exons. NCBI's taxonomy places the organism in Eukaryota, Metazoa, Chordata, Actinopteri, Cypriniformes, Danionidae. The record is from RefSeq and is a predicted model, not a curated record. Bases 5 to 898 code for a protein of 297 amino acids. Gene Ontology annotation, molecular function: palmitoyltransferase activity.